CUUUUUAAAGUGUUUUGGGCAUGAGUCAAUUUUCAGCUGAUGCUGAUGCUGUGACGUCACGGAGGAGAGCCGAUGGACUGGAGGAGGAGAGAUGCGAAAAACAGGGGAAGACCGGAGGAGCACGAUAAAAGCUGAGACAUUACUGUGCCAGAAAGCACGGAAAAACAUGAGACCUUAAACAGCAGCGUUAACACGAUGCGUCCUUCCGUCUGCUGUUGGCAAACCAGAAAUGCGUGAAGAGCAUCCCGGAUAAAGUGUGAGCAGAAUGUCAUCUCCUGGAAUGGGCACCUCGAGCGACCCCCUGUUGUCCAGUCCUGUAGGGGGGAAGUUCGGGAUUGCCCAGCAAGGCACCUGGAGAGCCACUCUGUCCAAAACGUCCAGUUUCCCAUCGUCCACCACACGGCACCUCAGUCACAGAGCCAACAACUUCCAGAGGCACCCGAAGCGACGGAAACUGAUCAGGCCGUCUCCACCACCACCGCCGAACACACCGUGUCCCCUGGAACAGCUCGACCUGAGCGAACUUCCUCCGAGACGCACUUGCCCCGAGCUUCUCUUGAAUGGCUGCAUUUUGUUUGGGAUCGAGUUCAGCUACGCAAUGGAAACGGCGUAUGUCACACCUGUGUUACUUCAGAUGGGGCUGCCCGACCAGUUCUACAGUCUAGUGUGGUUCAUCAGUCCAAUUUUAGGGUUCCUUCUGCAACCAUUUCUUGGGGCAUGGAGUGACCGGUGUACAUCUCGCUUUGGCCGCAGGAGACCGUUUAUUUUUGCCCUGGCGAUAGGGGCUCUGCUGGGUCUAACACUGGUGCUGAAUGGACGGGACAUUGGAUCGGCUGUGGCGGACACCACCCUCGAUCACAAGUGGGGCAUCGUGCUGACGGUGUGCGGCGUGGUUCUGAUGGACUUCAGUGCCGACUCAGCUGACAACCCCAGUCAUGCAUACAUGAUGGAUGUGUGUAGCCCAGAGGACCAAGACCGAGGCCUGAAUAUGCACGCUCUUCUGGCAGGUCUUGGCGGCGGCUUCGGCUACAUUGUGGGUGGCAUUAACUGGGAUAAAACUGAGUUCGGAAGGUCAAUGGGUGGCCAGCUCCGGGUCAUAUACCUGUUCACCAGCAUCACCCUCACUGUCGCCACAGCCAUGACCCUCACCAGCAUCCCUGAGCGACCUCUGCCCCAGUCCCAGCCUCAAACCAGAAGCUCCCAAAUCCUCAAGAGCCCCAAUCUUCCUCUGCCGCCCUCCCCACCUCCUCCUCCUGGAACUGCUUUGGACCAGGACGAUGAGGAGGAAGAGGAAGCCCUCUAUAACAGCCAGUUCUCCAAUCGCCAUUACCAGGAUCUACUGGGUCGCUCCAGCAGUGCCAACGCACGUCUCUACGCAGGCCUCACCAGCCCGAUUUCCCCUCUGAGUCCUCUGACACCCAAAUACGGCAGCUUCAUCAGUCGGGAUAACUCUCUCACUGGCAUUAAUGAGUUUGCUUCCUCCUUAGGCAACUCUUAUAUAGACAGAGUAUUGAUUGAAUGCUACACUGGGCAGCAGACUCCAUUAGAACCCGAGGCAGUGGCUCCGCCCCUUCCACCAAGGGACACACCCCCUCCUCUUCAAAGCGAAACACCUACCACAUAUGAAGUUUCACAGCAAAACAAACUCUCGCAGCCUAAUGGACAGUUGCUGGCGACUGAGGAGUUGCGAGCUAGUGAGCAAAAGCCAGCCAUUGAACCCGCUGUGCAGCCUAAUGAUGUCCAGCAGGCUGCGUCUGGAUCACAGAGAGGCAGUACCUCAGGGAUACUGAAGCGCCCCCAGAGUCUGGCCUUAAUGGAGGACCAGCUAAAUGCUCCAAGUGGCGGUUUGGACAACGGCCGUAGGCGUACUGUCACCUUCAGUCAACAGGUGGCAAAUAUAUUGCUGAAUGGCAUGCAUUAUGACAGUGAUCUCAGCAGCACCCAUGAAGCAGCAGACUCUCAAAUGUCAAUAAAGCUGCUCUGUACUGCCAUCUACAGGAUGCCUCCAUGUUUACGAAGUCUGUGCACCAACCAUUUCCUAGGUUGGUUAUCGUUUGAGGGGAUGCUGCUCUUCUACACUGACUUUAUGGGGGAGGUUGUGUUUGGGGGCGACCCAAAGGCCCACCACGAUUCAGAGGAGUACAAGCGCUACAAUUCAGGCGUCAGCAUGGGCUGCUGGGGGAUGUGCAUCUAUGCAUUUAGUGCUGCUUUUUAUUCAGCCAUUCUUGAGAAGCUGGAGGAGCGGUUCUCAUUACGUUCUCUGUAUUUUUUCGCCUACCUGGCCUUCGGUUUGGGCACAGGACUGGCCACUCUCUCCACCAACCUGUACGUGUUGCUGUCUCUCUGCGUCACCUACGGCGUUCUCUUCUCUUCUCUCUGUACGCUGCCUUACUCUCUGCUCUGUGAAUACUACCAGAGCCCACAGUUCUGCGGCUCAUCAGAGGACGGGACCAGGCGUGGUAUGGGGGUGGACAUCUCCCUGCUCAGCUGCCAGUACUUCCUGGCACAGAUCCUGGUUUCGGUGGCGAUGGGCCCUCUGACAUCGCUGGUGGGAGGGGCCCAGGGCGUGAUGUACUUUUCGAGUCUGAUGUCAUUUGUGGGGUGCCUGUACUCCUCACUGUGUGUGGUGUACCAUCUGCCUCCACCCGAGGGUGAGCCUCCCCAGAGUGAGACGCAGCCACUGCUGGUGCACAUUUAGACCUGAUCUCUCACACACCGGGUCCAAAAUUAACAAUCUAGAAGCAGAACACAGUUGUUUGGUAACUUUGUUUAAUUACAACAUGAAUUAAAUCACAGUGUAAAAAGCUCCUUGAUAUCUGGGAAUCAAAUCAAAGAAAUUCAAACAGUCCAGUGACUGCCAUGCAUCUUCAAACAACUUUUUCUGUAGUGGAAAACUUCAUUGGAUGUUUAUAGGAAACCCUUUUUUUUGACAAAUUUGAACAAACCUAAAUUUUGAGGAGCAGUAUCAUAAUGUACUUUUUUUUUUAAUUACACAAAUAUAGAAAGGUAAAACAGUUAAAUAAUUCCUUUUUCAAAAGUACAACAGAUAUACACACACUAGGGCCCAUAAGUCCGAGACAAAAUUGGAAUCAAAGUUUUUUCAUGGAAAACACAGAAAUGGAAAGAAUUCAUAAUGCAAAAAUAAAUUUAUAACAUGAAGGAUGAUACAUUUUUUUUUGAAAAAAAAAAAAUCUAAUUCAGUUUAUGCAAAUUAGGCAAUUGGUAAUGAUUUUUGUUGUUUUAAUAAAAUAAAUAAAUAAAUUAUAGCAACUUCUGGACCCUAGUGUAUACUAAAUUUACUAGUAGUUAUAGGUAAAAGUUAAUUUUGGACCCUGUACACACACACACACACACAGCCAAACAGCUCAGACUCCUUGCGCUUGCUCCUACGCACUACUGGAGAUGUGAGAGAGGGUAAAAGAGCUGUGAUUCUGACUGUGCAUCUCACUCAGAUUUCUAAACAUAAGCAUGCUGCAACAGUGACUGCAUGACAGCAAGCUUGUGUUGUGUGUGUGUGUGUGUGUGUGUGUGUGUGUGAGAGAGAGAGAGAGAGAGAGAGAGAAAGUGUGUUUGUGUACAUGUGAUGCCUGACUACUUUCACUUGGCUUGUACAUAAUGUGAAAUGUUUUUUUUUUUUUUUACUAUCAACUCCUCAUGAAGGAAGAAGCCAAAACUGUUUAUAGCUCCCUGAACACUCUUUCUGUGGUUCAUUGCUUCUAAUAAAAGUAAACCCCUCUCACAUAUCCAAAGCAAAUGUAUCCUGUCAGUGAACUGUUUGAAGAUCUGUCGGUUUGUUUGCAUGUAAAGCCACAUUGAUGCCUUAUUGUAGGCCUCUGUUUCGAACUGUACCGCAGUAAAACAGAGAACGUG
This is a messenger RNA of Carassius gibelio (silver crucian carp), 3870 nucleotides long. It is a transcript of the gene slc45a1, whose product is annotated as solute carrier family 45 member 1. Gene Ontology annotation, molecular function: sucrose:proton symporter activity. Gene Ontology annotation, biological process: transmembrane transport. NCBI's taxonomy places the organism in Eukaryota, Metazoa, Chordata, Actinopteri, Cypriniformes, Cyprinidae. The record is from RefSeq and is a predicted model, not a curated record. The transcript has 9 exons. Gene Ontology annotation, cellular component: membrane. Bases 266 to 2698 code for a protein of 810 amino acids.